AUGACAGUCUCACCGUUUGUGCUCCGCUCAGGGUAUAUCGAGCUGGCCAAAGUAGUCCACUCGACUUGUGGAUCGCUCACCACGGUAUUCCUCUUCACGAGACUCUGGGCUCGGGUACAACACUACCAUGGAUUAUGGCGAGAUGACUACGUUCUCAUUGCGGCCUGGGUCUGUCUGUUGCUGUCAAAUGGCUUUGGCGCAGCCGGCCCCGCGUACGGCUUCAACGUUCUCGACGGCAGUGCGCAUGGUCAAGUAAUUCAUUUUACUGCUGUCAGCUUCAUGUACGCUGCCAUUGCUUUAAGCAAGACAGCAUUCGCCAUUACUCUCCUUCGGUUGACGUCUGGCCGGCGGAGCAAAGGAAUCUUGUGGCUGGUUAUGGUGCUGACCAAUUCAUUCAAUCUCGCCCUCUUCAUACUGACAUGGCUGGAUAUUUGUGACACUCGCUUCGACCUUGCACAUAUACCCGGCCGAUGUAUUUCAAUGUUCGUUGCAACUUGGCUUCACAUGGGCGCUGCCAUCAACUCCUUGCUCUGCGACCUUAUUUUGACUUGUUAUCCAUGGUGGAUAAUCAGUCAGGUCGCGUACAUACCGCCGCGAGAGAAGUGGGGAGUCACUGCGUCUAUGAGUCUUGUGGGCGUUUCCAUCUUAGUGGAAAUUGCUAAGAUAAUUAUAUUCAGCUUGAUCCCAGCUGAUAAGCAUGGAGAGGUGGACUAUACUUAUGGGGUUGUUGCCGUGUGCUGCUUUCACCAGGCCGAGGCUGCCGUCUUCAUUAUCGCCCAGACAAUUCCGGUAAUCCGCGUCAUGUUCCAAUCCGACCAUACGUCUCACAGAUCGACAACAUCGAGCAGGGCAGUGUCAACCAAGUCGAAGACGGCAAAGCCUGCCCCGGUCAAUGAGGGUACUCGAUCUGUCGAGCUUCUCCAACUACCCAGCGGUCGAAUUGUCACCGCAGACUCUGAUGAGGGCAGGGCCUUUCAGAACCAGAGAGAUCCUGAAGGACCAAAGACCCAAGACAUGCAGCCGCCAGAUGUAACGAAUCUGGGAAGAAAUGGGCUUAUCGAGGAGAGCCUGGUCAAAAUCACCAUCACCGCCGCCGGAAGGGGCGCACAGGAAAGCUUGAGGGCAAAUGAUUUCGGUACGAGGAGUUAA
Molecule: messenger RNA, 1149 nt
Organism: Diaporthe amygdali
Lineage: Eukaryota; Fungi; Ascomycota; Sordariomycetes; Diaporthales; Diaporthaceae
Exons: 4
Coding region: 1-1149 (382 amino acids)
Source: RefSeq, a predicted model, not a curated record